GUUUUCCGUUUUACAAUACUUAUGCCGACUGAGCGUUUGCCAACACUAAUCAGCAUUCGAUAAUGACGUGGUGAACGGAAAAAGAACAAUUGUAAUUAAAUUAAUUCGAAUUGCCGCAUAGAAAUCAAACAAGGACUUCCACAGAGAAGUUACACCAUAUUAGACAAAAGGGGGACAAGCAGGCGCCGAGAACAUUUAUUUCCUAAUACUGCCAAGGGCAAAACUCACAUUCUACCAGGAGGAAGAAGAAGAGCAAGACGCAAGCGAAGAAGACUAUGAAAAAUAAUUAGCGGAGGGCUAGUUUGCUGGUUUUUGUUUUGUUAGACCGUUCUAGCUGCCUUGUCCUAUAUCUCGAAACUUGAAAUCAAUACACGUGUUCGGUGGGCAGGAAGGCCAGCGAAUAUAGGAAUCGGCGGACAGGCAACGUCAAAACACAAGCAUUUGAGAGUGUUUACCUUUUAAUGAGGCGCUAGCAAAGCUAGAGAUAUGAUGAACGAGGACAGCAGUUCCGCCAGCGGAGGCGGAGUCAAGAAGUUUUUUCAGCGGCUAUCACAGACCUACCAAUCAACCCUAGAUCGCAGUACACCGCACACGAGACUGCGCUGGGUCUUUGCCGGCUUCCUUCUCCUGCUCUUCGUUCUGCGCAUCUUCGUGUACCAGGGCUGGUAUAUUGUGUGCUAUGCUCUGGGCAUUUACCACCUAAACCUGUUCAUCGCUUUUCUUACGCCGAAGAUCGACCCAGAAUUCGAUCCCUAUGCGCAGGAUGAUGAAGACGAAGGUCCCAAUCUACCAACGCGCAGCAACGAGGAAUUCCGACCCUUCAUCCGCCGCCUGCCCGAGUUUAAAUUUUGGUUAUCGGUGACCAAGAGUACGGCCAUCGGGUUGAUUUGCACGUUUUUCGACUUCUUCAAUGUGCCUGUCUUCUGGCCCAUUCUAGUGAUGUACUUCAUUACGCUGUUCUGCAUCACGAUGAAGCGCCAAAUUAAGCAUAUGAUCAAGUACAAGUACUUGCCUUUUACGCGCAACAAGCCGCGUUAUCAGCGGGUAAAUGAUCCGGCGCCGGGAUCGGUUGGAUCUGCGGGAGCCGUGCCGAAGUGACAAUUAGCCGCACAGACGCCGGAAAAGGAGGGGGAAGCUGCAGCACCGCCUCCUGCCGCAACUAACGAUAGCGCAGCGACCAAGGAUGUGGGGUCGCCAACAGUGGGUGGAGGAGCUUCGUCGUCCAUCAAACCACCGCAAAUAAUAGCAAUCGAGGACUACUAGGGAAUGCUGCUACUGAAAACCCCGAAAUUGAACCAGAAACAGAUCCAAGCGAGUUUUAGCUUGAAAUCGCAUAUUAUUUUCGUUUUCGGUUUGUGUAGCAUUUUUCUUUUCACUGUUGUGUUGUCGUACGGCGUCUUGUGCAAAAUACCUUGUUUACGUAUAAAACUUAAUGCUUGUUUAACCAUA
Messenger RNA from Drosophila ananassae, 1449 nucleotides. Its product is annotated as protein RER1. Gene Ontology annotation, cellular component: Golgi membrane. The record is from RefSeq and is a predicted model, not a curated record. NCBI's taxonomy places the organism in Eukaryota, Metazoa, Arthropoda, Insecta, Diptera, Drosophilidae. The transcript has 3 exons. Gene Ontology annotation, biological process: protein retention in ER lumen; retrograde vesicle-mediated transport, Golgi to endoplasmic reticulum.